AUGGAAAAGAAUUUGCUCAUAUUCGAUAACCUUCUUAAAUCUCCACAUUCUGAAGAAGUAAAAAAAAAAUUUAUUAUAAUUUAUUUGGAAUCAAUAAGUAAAUUACAUUACUCAAAACCAGAUUGGGAACAGCUUUGCGAGUAUGCAUACGGAAUCAUCAAGCAUACUUCUCGCGUUCACGCUUUUGGUGAGCUUAUUCUAUCUCGAAUCGCACGUCUUCAGAAAGCAAUAUAUAUGCUUUAUUUCAAUUCGAGCUGGAUAACGCAAACCCUUAGCAACAACAAUAUUCCAAAUAAUUUAUACCAACAACUAAGAGCAUUAGUUAAAAUAAUUAAAUACAAACAAGAAAUUUCAAGUGAUUCCGACGACCAUGCUAAUGUUGAAAUUGACUGUCGGAUAUUACAGUCUUAUUCUAUUAAAUAUUUUGAGGUUGUCAAAAGUAGGGUUGACUGGAUGCAAUUGUUUGUAUCUAUGUUCACUGAGCUUCCACAAUCAAUUCCCGAAGAUCAUGUUAGAUUAAUUGAGGUGCUUUUAUAUUCUUUGGCCAUUCCGGAAAGCGAUUCUUUAGAAUCGUAUGAUGAAUUUGUGAAGCAGACGGUAAAAUUAAUUGAAUCUUUAUGGAAGAAGAGCCCGGAAAUCAUAGGCGUAACUAUCCGUGAAAUUUUUAUACGGCUUUCAAGUAAUCAAACCUGUUCCAAAUCUAUAGUACUUUUGAUUAGUAGGAUACCUAAAUCAUGUACAUCAGUUAUCCAAUACUAUGUUCAGAAGAUUCCCGCAGAAGAUGCUAAGAAAUUUGAACUAUGUGUUGAAAGAAUGAUUUCGAUGAUACCUCAUCCAUUUGCUAACAACAUUAGCUGUUGGAUCAUAGAAUUGGUCAAAGCUUUGGAAAAAUUAAAGGAUAAGUCUAUAUUGAUACGGAUCACUCUUGCAAAUGCGUCUCGAUACCGCCAUGCGCGUAGCGAUGCUUUAAUGGUCGUUAAAUGUUUGCUACUUGGAUAUCAAGUUGCACCUGAUGUCUUCGAUUCAAUUAUUCCAACUAUUCCCAAAGUUUUAGAUACGAUCGAUAAAGAGAGAGAUCAAGUUGGUACUUUACUUGAACUUUCGAGAAUAAUUCAAUGUCUCAUGUUGCGAUUUUCAGGGGGAAGCGAUAAAUAUUUGCAACUUUAUAAUACUUUGGAAUCGCAUGACUUGCCGGUAUUGAAACGUGAGGAUAUUUCGAAUAUACUUCAAAAGCAUGCAUGGUUUAAAGUACCAAACAUUGCGGAUAGCCGUAAGGAAUUUGUGGUGAAACCUUCUGUGAAACCUUCUGUGAAACCUCCUGUGAAAACUCCUGUUUAUUCCCCGAAAAUCUUUAAAAAGAAAGGAUUACAAAACUUAGGAAAUACUUGUUUUAUGAAUAGUGUACUUCAGACGCUUCCAAGUUGGUUAAAUAAUGGUCGACAACAGGAUUGUCAUGAAUUUUUGAAGCAAAUUGAAGAAGAAUCGAAAAAAACUUCAAAUAAACAACUUAGGCUAGAAUCGGAAGAGGAAGGAAUUUCAACCGUACUUGAGGAUAUGACAGAUGUUCCAAUAAGUCCCUUUGGUGGAAAAAUGGAAAAUAUUAUUAUGUGUAUGGAAUGUGGGAAAAAAUCUAAAACAAAGGAAGGAUUUCAUGAUCUUUCACUUUCAUUGAAAGUCGAUACAUCAGACAAUCUUUCAUUUUCUGAUUUAUUAUCGGGAUUUCUUUCUGAUGAAGAUCUGAAAGGAGAUAAUCAAUAUUUUUGUGAAAGAUGUGGAGGACUACGUGAUGCGAAAAAGUUGACGCGAAUAAUUACGCCACCGCGUUAUUUAAUAUUAUCGCUUAAUCGAUUCGAGUAUGAUGUGAAAUAUGCUAGAAGGAUCAAAAUCAUGACACAUGUUUCAAUACAAGAAUCAUUAUCAGUACCGCAAGUUCAUGAAAAUGAUGAAUCACCCACUGAAUCAAAUCAUAAUCAAAAUGGAAUAGUUAACGGAAUGAUUAACGGAAUGAUGAAUGGAGAGAAACGAAUAAAGACAAAAGGAGAGGAUGAUAAAAUAUAUGAUCUAUCAGCAAUUGUAAUACACUCUGGUUCAUCUGCUGAAUAUGGUCAUUAUUAUACGUACGCAAAGGAUGAAGAUGGUCAAUGGUAUAAUUAUAACGAUAGUUAUGUUUCUACCUCUUCAUUAUCAAGAAUUAUUUCCGAAGGAGAAGAUUUCAAAUCGGACACUCCUUAUCUCUUAUUUUUCCAACAGAAAAAUAUAAUUACUUACCAAUUACCUGAACUUUCGCAAUCUCUUAUGAAAGAAGUUGAGAAAGAAGAUAAAAGUAGUUAUAACAGAGAUUCUUUUGGGAGUAAUGAUUUUUCAAUGGAUAAUAAAAAGGAUGAUAAAGACGAAAAAGAAGAAAUUAAUCCACUUAGUGGAGGAUAUGAUUUAUUUGAUUAUGAUAAAUCGGUAAUAUAA
Molecule: messenger RNA, 2460 nt
Organism: Funneliformis caledonium
Lineage: Eukaryota; Fungi; Glomeromycota; Glomeromycetes; Glomerales; Glomeraceae
Source: the annotation of a GenBank genome assembly